AUGGAUAAAUUAAAGAAAACUUCUUGGGAGAAGAUCAUAAGCCUCCUAUAAUAGUUAUAUAGUAUUGGAUAGCAAAUUCAAGAAUAUCAUAUAACAUUACAAAGUAGUGUUUACACAUUAGUUUCAUUAUUCCAUUCUUAAUUUGGUUAAUUUAUAGAUAGAGAAGAUAUUAUUGAUUCAAUAUAAUAAUUAGAUUUUGAAACUCCUUAAUUGUAUAAUAUGGGUAGAAACUUAUAAUCAGAGUUUGCAUUUACUUUUAAUCAAAAGUAUAUUUUAAAAGUUGUUUCAGGAACUCAAUACAGGUAUUUUAAAAAUAUAUUCCAUUAAUAUUAUUUCAAAAUAAUUGCAAAUAAAAAUUGUUUGUUAGCAAAAACAUUUGGAAUUUAUAAAUUAAAAGAUCGAGAUAAUAACUCUUAUUUUGUCUUAAUGGAAAAUUUAUUUUAUGAACAUAAAGUGUAAAAUAGUUAAAUUAUCAGUAUAUAUGAUUUAAAAGGAGCUUAAAGUAGUAGAAUUACUAAAAAUUUUUAUGAACAGUUUCAGCAAUAGCAAUUAUUAAUGUAAAAUAAUGCCUAAACAAUUCCUUUAUUAAAAGGAAAAGAUGAAGAUUUUAAAAAAAUAAGAUUUUUCGAAGAUUUCUCAAUCGAUAAGAAAUUAGAUUUAAUGAAUUAGAUUAAAUAAGAAAGUGAUAUUCUAGCUGAAGCCAAUACUAUGGAUUAUUCAUUAAUGAUAAUUACUGGACAUAUUAAUUAAUGUUUAUAAGGGAAAAGACUAUUUAAGUUAAACAAUAAUGUUGGCAUUAUAAUAGGGAUUAUUGAUUAUUAUUAAGAAUAUAAUAGUACUAAAAAAUUAGAAAAUAAAUUUAAAACCUGGUUCGGAAUGCAUAAACCAGAUCAAUAAAUUAGUUGUGUUGAUAGUGAUACAUAUAGAAAAAGAUUUUAGAUUUAUUUUUAGUAAUUUCUUUAAGAUUGA
Paramecium sonneborni is the source of this 969-nucleotide messenger RNA. The record is from the annotation of a GenBank genome assembly. Lineage: Eukaryota; Ciliophora; Oligohymenophorea; Peniculida; Parameciidae.